This is a messenger RNA of Postia placenta MAD-698-R-SB12, 1116 nucleotides long. RefSeq lists its product as hypothetical. The transcript is spliced from 8 exons. The annotation marks the transcript as partial. The record is from RefSeq and is a predicted model, not a curated record. NCBI's taxonomy places the organism in Eukaryota, Fungi, Basidiomycota, Agaricomycetes, Polyporales, Adustoporiaceae.
AUGCAAUCCUACCCGCCUAACGGCACAGGCUUCGAAGCUAGCCGCACGUCGCUCGGCAGCGACGAAGAAUCAAACAAGAAGGGUGGCGCCACCGUAGUCGACAUGCGCGACAUCACACGGACACCGAGUCCGACCCCGAGCGAGAGCGAGGAGCUCAAGAAGACAAAUCUGAUAGACUGGAAGGCAAUGGGUCGCUGGAAGUUCUGGAUCCGCCGGGAGUGGCUCUGGUACUACGUAAUCUGCAUAUUCGGUCUCGUCCUGGUGAUUCUAUUCACAGUAUUUCACGACAAGAUUGUUCGGUGGCUGCAACCCGCUGCCAAUUGGAUGCAUAAGCUACCAUUUGGCUGGCUCAUUCCCAUAGCCAUCCUCUUUGUCAUCUCCUUCCCUCCGCUAUUCGGACACGAAAUCAUUGGCAUUCUGUGUGGUCUCGUGUGGGGUCUCGGAGUGGGCUUUGCCAUCGUCGCCGUUGGAACGUUCCUCGGCGAAGUGGGUAACUUCUAUGCGUUCAGGUACUGUCUCCAUGGCCGUGCCGAGAAAUGGGAGCGUACAAAGAUCAUGUACGCAUGCUUAGCAAAGGUCGUUCGAGAGGGAGGCUUCAAGAUUGCGUUGAUUAUACGACUGAGCGCGAUCCCGGGUCAUUUCACAACUGCUGUGUUCUCCACGUGCGGUAUGAGCAUCUUUACGUUCGCGAUCGCCGCGGUGCUCUCUCUGCCAAAGCAAUUUAUCACGGUGUAUCUCGGUGUCGCAAUGGAACAAUCAGAGAACGGCGGCGGUAGUCGCACCGACACAAUCGUCAAGGACAUUGUAAUCGGCAUCACGGUCCUCAUCACGAUUGGUGCCAUGUGGUACGUCAACACCAAGCUGAACCAGGCGAAGCCGGCCGUCAUUUACGAGAAGCGCAAGGCCCGCCAAGCCAAGCUCAUGGCUGAGGCAUACGCGAAGGGAAAUGGGUCUUCCAUGUCCGUCACGUUCAAUCCGAACGUUUCUGAGGCAGAGAUCCCCCUCACCGCACACGCCGCGUCCUUCGACGGCUCCGCAUACCAGCAGUGGGACGAGAACGGCCGUGCUGUGGGCUACGCUCCCGACCCGAGCAUAUUCGUCCCCGUCCCGCGCCGC